This is a messenger RNA of Phragmites australis (common reed), 1772 nucleotides long. RefSeq names its product ultraviolet-B receptor UVR8-like. Bases 165 to 1340 code for a protein of 391 amino acids. The record is from RefSeq and is a predicted model, not a curated record. The transcript has 11 exons. Lineage: Eukaryota; Viridiplantae; Streptophyta; Magnoliopsida; Poales; Poaceae.
CGGCCCACGGGAUACGGCCCAAAUCCCGGCCGCAGAAGCCACGCGCCGCUGUCCCUGCCCCAGCGCGGUGCACGGAAACCCACCGCCGCGGCGUCGGCUGCUCGAUUCCCUUCACUCCCGCCGACUCCGAGUUCCGCGCAACUCUGACGCGGAGCUCCGCCUCCAUGGCGCCCCCGCCACGCGCCACCGCGGUCCUCGCGUGGGGUUCGGGGGAGGACGGGCAGCUGGGCAUGGGCGGGAACGAGGAGAAGGACUGGGCCCGCUGCGUCGCCGCGCUGGAGCCGUACGCCGUCACCGCCGUCGUUGCCGGCAGCCGCAACUCCCUCGCCAUCUGCGAGGACGGACGCCUCUUCACGUGGGGGUGGAACCAGCGCGGCACGCUCGGGCACCCGCCGGAAACCAAGACGGAGAGCUCCCCGGGGCCCGUCGACGCCCUCGCCGGCGUCAAGUUCGUCCAGGCGGCGAUUGGCGGGUGGCAUUGCCUCGCGGUGGACGACAAAGGGCGCGCCUACGCCUGGGGGGGGAACGAGUACGGGCAAUGCGGCGAGGAGCCUGAGAGGAAGGAGGAUGGGACGAGGGCGCUCAGGAGGGACAUCCCGAUCCCGCAGCGGUGCGCGCCCAAGCUCAAAGUCCGGCAAGUAGCUGCUGGAGGGACACACUCUGUGGUUUUGACACAAGAAGGUCACGUUUGGACAUGGGGCCAACCAUGGCCUCCAGGCGAUAUCAAACAAAUAUCUACACCGGUACGUGUGCAAGGCCUUGAGAAAGUGAGGGUGAUUGCUGUAGGUGCAUUCCAUAAUUUGGCACUAACAGAGGAUGGAGUUCUGUGGGCAUGGGGUAACAAUGAGUACGGUCAGCUGGGGAUUGGAGAUACCCAACCAAGAUCACAGCCAAUUCGUGUUGAAGGGCUAUCUGACUUCUCACUGGUUGACAUUUCUGCUGGAGGUUGGCAUUCAACUGCAUUGACUGAAGAGGGAGAGGUGUUUGCUUGGGGGAGAGGAGAACACGGUAGGCUUGGAUUUGGAGAUGAUAAGAGUAGUCACAUGGUGCCCCUAAAGGUUCAGCUUCUGGCUGGAGAGGAUAUUGUUCAGGUAUCAUGUGGAGGAACCCAUUCAGUCGCGCUAACUCGAGAUGGACGGAUGUUUUCCUAUGGGAGGGGUGAUCACGGCCGUCUAGGCUAUGGUAGGAAGGUGACGACGGGUCAUCCCAUGGAAGUGCCCAUCGACCUGCCGCCGCCGAAGACCAGGACGGGCUCCGACGGGCAGUGGCAGGCCAAGUACGUGGCCUGCGGCGGGCGGCACACCCUGGCCAUCGCGGAAUGGACCGAGGCACACGACUGAUCACAUUCCGCUGGGUGCUGCGCUUCCUGAUCUGUGUGCAAUUCGGGAACUGAUACGACUAGUAAAGUUCGUUAGAAUAAGCAUAAGGUCUGCAACAUGAGGCACGGAGACUGCAAUGUAUGAACUGAAUGAACAUAAUAAGAAUCGGGAAUGGAACUUUAUCUGUGCAGAGAUAUAAGAGACGCCUUGGGUAUUUUGGCAAUGUUUUGAUGAACAGAAGUCCGACAUCCGUGCCUGGGCCCAUAGAUUAUGAUCUAGCCUGAUCUCUCUCUACACCACCCCUUUUCAGUUUUCACAAACCCAGGAUGUACCAUAACUUGGAAUUUUUUUAUUAUAUUUUUUUCAAUAUUUGUAAAAAUACAUGUCCGUUUCAAAAAUUUGCAGAAGUAGCCUACUGUCGCCUGCUAGUGUACUAUGGCAUUUUGUUGCGAA